Ictalurus punctatus (channel catfish) is the source of this 871-nucleotide messenger RNA. RefSeq names its product Ig kappa chain V-III region MOPC 63. The transcript is spliced from 4 exons. Gene Ontology annotation, biological process: immune response; immunoglobulin production. NCBI's taxonomy places the organism in Eukaryota, Metazoa, Chordata, Actinopteri, Siluriformes, Ictaluridae. The coding region runs from base 16 to 720 and encodes 234 amino acids. The record is from RefSeq and is a predicted model, not a curated record.
UCACCCACAGCAACCAUGACUUUGAUCAGCGUCUUCAUCUGCACACUGGCCCUCUGGACUCAAGGAUCCAGAGGUCAGGUGACUGUGACUCAGACUCCUUCAGUGCAAACUGUUGAUCCAGGAAAAACAGUCACCUUCAACUGUAGAACCAGUAGCAGUGUGCAUGGUGGUAGCAAUCUACACUGGUACCUGCAGAAACCUGGAGAAGCUCCUAAACUCCUGAUCUACUUGGCUACUUACUUACAGUCAGGAACUCCAGCUCGUUUCAGUGGCAGUGGAUCUAAUACUGACUUCACUCUGACCAUCAGAGGAGUCCAGACUGAAGAUGCAGGAGAUUACUACUGUCAGAGUAAUGUAUCACUGUGGUGGACUUUUGGUGGAGGCUCCAAACUCGUGGUGAACACGGGUACCACAGCUCCCUCCGUGUCUCUGCUCCCUCCGUCCCCUCUGCAGCUGUCUGAGGGAUCGGCCUCGCUGCUCUGCCUGCUGUCUGGCUACUCUCCACAGGGGGCGCUGGUGAGCUGGACAGUGGACGGCUCACAGGUGAAGAACGAGGUUCUGACCAGCGCAGAAGAAGAGAAGAACGGCCGUUACAGCCGCAGCAGCACCCUGACCCUCAGCAAAGACCUCUGGGAAAAGGGGGAGGAGUUCAGCUGUAGGGUCUCCCAUAACAACGUCGAUCAUCCGGUCACGUUCAGAAAGAGUCAGUGUGAAGGCUAGUGGAUCCAAGAUAGAGUUUAACAUAGAGCUGCUUAUGAUCCAUCUACAAUAGAGUUUCAAUUCUACACAAUGCUGACAUUUCUGUCUUUACUCUCUUCACUGUCCUGUUGCUCUUCCUGUAGUUUUUGCUGAAAUAAAGCUGAGUUUUGGA